AUGGCCCGCUCGCCGUCCGCUCGAGUCCGCCUCCGCGAUCUUGUUCCGGGCCUCAAAGUGGGAGCUUGGCCCACCGGCCCCAAGAACGGCAUCACAGACGUCGCAGGAGUGCUAGUCCACACGGAAUCUAUCCACAGCCCCGACGGUUCUGUCAACACUGGCGUGACUACCAUUCUUCCUCGUAAAGAUUGGUUCAACAAUGCCUGUUACGCCGGUGUGUUCCGCUACAACGGUAGCGGAGAGAUGACAGGCAGCCAUUGGAUCGAAGAGACGGGCCUCCUCCACAGUCCCAUCAUCCUGACAAACAGCUUCGCUGUCGGCAACUGCUAUACUGGCAUCUACCAAUACGCCAUCGAAAACCACGGUGCAGCCGAUGGAAGCGUAGACUGGUUCCUACUGCCUGUUGUAGGAGAGACGUUCGAUGGCUUCCUCAACGACUUGACCAAGUUUGCAGUGACGCCGCAACACGUCGUCAAUGGCAUCAAGGCAGCCUCUUCCGACCCGGUUCCUGAGGGCAACACCGGCGGCGGAACGGGAAUGUUGUGUCAGGGAUUCAAGGGCGGCACUGGAACUUCGAGCAGAGUCGUGCCGGGCUACGAUAGCAAAGGAAACGACAAGAGCUACACUGUGGCGGCCCUGGUUCAGGCAAACUACGGCCGAAUGCAGCAUCUUCACAUCACGGGAAUUCCUGUGGGGAGGAUCCUCGCUGCGGAGGCUGAAAAGAAGAAAGAGGCAGCCAAGGCGAAAGCUGAGUACGAUGCCGCCAAGGAUCAACGCGACGGCAGUAUCAUCAUCGUCCUCGCAACGGAUGCUCCGUUGAGUCCGAUCCAGCUGCAGCGUCUCGCCAAACGUGCCACCGGUGGUCUUUCUCGGGUUGGAGGCUACGGCCACAAUCCCAGCGGCGACAUCUUCAUGGCAUUCAGCACGGCCAACGAGAUUCCUGUACAGACAGUGGGCGCGAACCACAGGUCUGUUGACCCAUUCAAGGCCAACGCUCUCGUCACUGAGACGAUUGACGAUUCGACAAUCAAUGCCUUGUUUGAGGGCGCUGCUGAUGCUACAGAGGAAGCCAUCUAUAAUACCUUGUGUAUGGCUGAGAGCCUGACAGGUCACAAGGGCUUCCACGUAGAGUCCCUGCCUCUGGACAAGGUCAAGAACAUCUUGGAAAAGCACAUCACCUUGGAGGCAACAAUCAAGGAAGAGCUAUAA
Trichoderma reesei QM6a is the source of this 1209-nucleotide messenger RNA. RefSeq lists its product as uncharacterized. The transcript has a single exon. The coding region runs from base 1 to 1209 and encodes 402 amino acids. The record is from RefSeq and is a predicted model, not a curated record. Gene Ontology annotation, molecular function: aminopeptidase activity. NCBI's taxonomy places the organism in Eukaryota, Fungi, Ascomycota, Sordariomycetes, Hypocreales, Hypocreaceae.